Hypoxylon trugodes is the source of this 915-nucleotide messenger RNA. RefSeq lists its product as uncharacterized. The transcript has a single exon. The coding region runs from base 1 to 915 and encodes 304 amino acids. The record is from RefSeq and is a predicted model, not a curated record. NCBI's taxonomy places the organism in Eukaryota, Fungi, Ascomycota, Sordariomycetes, Xylariales, Hypoxylaceae.
AUGACUAGAAUUCCACCAGAAACACUAAUGAUUCCUCGCUAUGGCGGGCGACGUAUUCUGCAGGCCCGUAUGCCUGAAGUUGGGGCAUGGAUAGUCGACAGCAAGUUAGAUGGGAAGGUCCCCUUUAAGUUGUGGAUGAAGCCCGAAGUGUACGACGACCUCUCCAAAAUAUAUCCCAGCAUUCCUGAAGUGGAGGACUUGGCACGAGGUGGUGGAUUCUUACACGGCCGACCUUUGCUGGAGAAAGAAGUAGAGAUAGAGACUUGCUGGGCGACCCGGCAGCCAAAAAGGUUGUACCGCAUUAUCCACGACGGACAACCGUUCGGGGGUAUUAAGUCAAGAGGCUUUGAAGAUAUCCAUAUUAACCCGGUCCACUUCCAGGUAUUGGUACAAAAGCAUCUUAAUUGGAAUUGCCGCAACCCAAGCCCAUUCCUAUCCGUUACAGACGACCUGAAAAAGGUGAAGGUGGUGGCAGCAGUAUUCCAGGCUCGCGGCCACACCGGGAUCCAAAUACUAGAGCUUGACCCUAAACACCCUGCCUGGGAUCAUAAGGUGCAAAAGGUGUGGAACGCUCGGGACCUCAUAGACACCUUUGGGACGCCUAUCCUCAAACGCCGACGUUUUCUGGAGAACGAAUACCUAGUGGAGAAGUCAAUAUCACCCGAGAGCAUCACUGGGCGGUUCAAAUGGAAAGAAGCAAGGCGAAAACUCGACCCGAUCGGUUUCAUGCAGAAUCUGAUGGCGAGAAGAGUAGUGAACCAAAAACAUAAGAAAAGAGAACGGGAGCGCGAGGCUCGGAGGGCAAAGGAAUCUAAGCUAAAAGAAGGGAAAGGGGUUGAAGACCGAGACAAUAUGAAGGUUGCGAGGAAGCGAAAUGGUCUGAAGAGGACGACGGAGUUCAAACUACGGCUAUGA